This is a messenger RNA of Fragaria vesca subsp. vesca, 932 nucleotides long. RefSeq names its product protein NSP-INTERACTING KINASE 1-like. Bases 125 to 559 code for a protein of 144 amino acids. Lineage: Eukaryota; Viridiplantae; Streptophyta; Magnoliopsida; Rosales; Rosaceae. The record is from RefSeq and is a predicted model, not a curated record. The transcript is spliced from 4 exons.
UUCUAGGUAAUUGGGAUUAUGAUGCUGUUGAUCCAUGUAGCUGGGCUAUGGUUGAGACCCUCACCCAUGGACACUCCACGCUACUCCUUGAUUGAAGAGACCGAAGCGCUUAUGGUGGCACCAAAUGGCGGAUACCCAUUUCAGAAAAACGCCCACUUUCUCAAACCCAUUGCGCCUUCCUCCAUUGAUGAGCCUCACUUGCUCUUCUGAAAACCUGGUUGUUGGCCUAGCUUGGAUUGUUCUUGGAUUUAGAUUAGUAAUAUGGUGGAGGCAGAGGCGCAAUAAACAGGCAUUCUUUGAUGUUAAAGACAAGCAUCAAGAAAUUUCGCUUGGGAACUUGAAGAGAUUUCAUUUCAGAGAACUUCAGAUUGCAUCAAAUAACUUCAGCAACAAGUCCCUACUAGGCAAGGGAGGCUUUGGACAGGCUUUGGACAUGUUUACAAAGGAACUCUCUGCGAUGGCACUAUUGCAGCAGUCAAGAGACUUAAAGAUUCAAUUCCAGACCGAAGUUGAAUUGAUCAGCCUAGCAGUUCAUCGCAACCAACAGAAAGGCUUCUAGUUUACCCAUACAUGUCCAAUGGUAGUGUGGCUUCUCGUCUCAAAGGAAGGAGGAUUGUUAUACCUUCAUGAGCAGUGUGACCCUAAAAUUAUCCACAGGCAUGUGAAAGCAGCAAAUGUUCUUGUUGAUGACAAUUGCGAAGCCGUGGUCGGAGAUGCACCAAGAUUCACAUGUCACCACCGCAGCAAAAGGCAGAGUAAAAUAAAUUUAGGGGAAAUUCUAUUAUGCAGCGCUGCAUAGUAUGCAGCCUGCUUUACAAGGCAAAUAUUCCAAAACAAAACACCCCAUCACCCCGUGCAAUGAAAGUAUUUCUAUUAGUGUAUGUAUGCUAUGCAGCGCUGCACAGCAGAUUUACCCUAAAUUUAGACCAAAA